GUGCGAACUGCGAAAGCCUCUUCCUCUUUUUUUUCACUUUAAAAAUCAAAUAAAUGUCUGCUACUAUAGUUUGUUCCAAUGUCGAGAAACCUGUUUUUGUAGAGACAAAUUUGGGCACCCGCUUUGUUGCUGUUGCUCCUCCGGAUAUCACGGCCAAGGACUUCAAGAGAGAACUAGAAAGGACACAUAUGAAUUGUUUCCCGGAUUUUGGAAGAAUUAGAGUUAAUGCACUAAUGGUGCAGCUAAAAUCACACCUUUACCAUCUAGCCGAGUCCUUCCCUCUCAAAUAUGCUUUUCACGACUCAAAGGGCACUUGGUUUCUCCAAAUGGGUGUGCAUCCAUUUAAUUUCAAGAACACUAAAGUUCGUCAAAAUACGAACUCUGCUGCUAAUAUUGACACUGGUUCAGUUAUUCUGAGGCGAAAACCCCUAACGUAUAAAGAUAACAAAAAGAGAAUUGAAAAGAAAAGAAAGGAGGUUGAUAUAUGGAGAUUUCCAUUCCUUAGAUCUUCAUUCCUGAUAUUUUUCUUAAUCAUCCGUACACUAAAAAGAAAAAAGAAAAAGAAAAUCAGAAAGCACAAAAUUGAGAACAGGAUUCAAAAGGACACGAUUCUUGAGGCCUGUAAUGAAAAGGUCUCAGAAUCAGCUUCGAUUUCAGGAAUUAUCGAGAAAUAUUUUUCGGAUAAUGAUGAAGUGGCCUCCACUCCUUUCAGCAGGUACUUCAACAGCAGCACAAACUACAGAAACUCGAACUUUCAGCCUGACAUAAAUAUAUCACAAAUGACGGGCCAUAUAAAUAAGCCCGGUUAUGAAUCAUCCAAAAAGCCCGAGGUUGGUAAACGUAUUCUGCAGGCUUCACGUAGUCUCGGGCUUAGCCCUAGUAAUCAACGGCCAGCACUUUCUCUCUGCAGGGACACUGACAGAAAAUCGCAACCACUUUGUAAAUUGUCGGCUGUAGUACAGAAUCUUGCAUUUGAAUUGAAUGAGAAAUGACUGAAGAUUUUUCAGUUAUGGCCCUGCAUGUGGAGGGACAGGUAAUAAAAUAGUAGGUCUGGUAAAAUAAUCUGGGCCACAUUUUGUGGCCUGCUUGGCCGUGGGAGCAAAUUUUGAAGCGAGCUAUUCCAUUUGAUUUUAUUAU
Striga asiatica is the source of this 1137-nucleotide messenger RNA. NCBI's taxonomy places the organism in Eukaryota, Viridiplantae, Streptophyta, Magnoliopsida, Lamiales, Orobanchaceae. The record is from the annotation of a GenBank genome assembly.